Molecule: messenger RNA, 1293 nt
Organism: Beta vulgaris subsp. vulgaris (sugar beet)
Lineage: Eukaryota; Viridiplantae; Streptophyta; Magnoliopsida; Caryophyllales; Amaranthaceae
Exons: 3
Coding region: 343-1293 (316 amino acids)
Source: RefSeq, a predicted model, not a curated record
GUUAAAUUUUUUUUGAGCUUAAUUAUUAAUUAGUCGAAUUGCCUAUUUGUAUGUUGCCUAUUAAUUAGUAGAAUCACCUUAAUUUUGCUGUCUGCUUGCCUAUUGCACUACUGUUGUAACAGUAGCUUAAGAAUGAAUAAUAGCAAGCGGUGUUUGUAACAGUAGCUUAAGAAUAAAUAGGUGGUUAAGCAGUAGUUAUGAAUAAUGUCUGAACAUUGUAUAGAUAGCAAGCGGUGUACUUUUGAGCAAAUGAAUGAUAAUAAAUAAAUUCCGGUCCUCUAGUUCUCUGUUAACAGGAACUCUACAUAAUUUAUAAAGCUUUCUUUUUUUUUUUUUGAAGGAAUGGCAGUGUUAAGAAUUGGUAAUAGACUUCCGACUCUUUGCAAGACAUACGAGACUCUUAAUAGUGAUAUAAAAGAUAUAGUCGAUGAAGCGAUAGACUCUAAUAGGGAUGGAAGCUGUCUUCUCCGGCUACUGAAAAUAGCCGAAGGAAUUGAGGAGAAAAAUCUGAACUCACUUAAUGGUGUAAUUCAAGUGGCGUUGGACCACUUUGAAAUAAUAGAUGAUACAAUUGAUGCAUAUGGGUUCGUUUUUGGAAACGACAUCGUAAUGAACCCUACAUUAGAGGACGUCUUAUUCUUGACUGGUUUGCCUAUCUCUGGUGAGGCACUGAUCCCCAACUAUAGCCGAGACCCUGAUGCUUUUCGUCGUGUUUUUGGGGAUGAGGUCGUCAACAACCUCGGACUAACCGGUACAACUUGUCCUCUAAACAAAUUAGACUUGAUUGCAAAUGAUGGCACCUUGGAUAGAGAAAGAAGGUUGAUUGCGGUCUUAUUAAAGAUCAUCCACUGUGUCAUCAUCCCUUCGCAUGACGGUCACUCAUGCAAGUGCACAUAUGUUCAAUUCGUAGAAGAUCUGACGAAGGUGAACAACUAUGCAUGGGGAGCCGCACUUCUAGCCUUCCUCAUGUACGCGAUGAAGAAAAAGAAAGAAGCGGAAAGUUUGAAUAACAUCAAGGGAUUUACUCCCAUUCUUGUGGCAUUCUUCUUAUAUCGGAUCCCAAAACUCCAAACGCAGCUUGGUGUUCAAGUUGAGGAAAGGAGUACACCAAGCUUACUCCUUAGCCCAGUUUUGAGUGCCCUAAGGGAUGUAUGUCACGUGAAGAGGGGCAUAGACACCAAGACGCGACAAUGGUAUCACUUGCUCUCUGACGAGCUGAAAUCUGCUGCAACUGCCGGCGCAUUUCACGCACCUCCUCCCCGAGCCUCAAGCACCCGACACAAGCGUCCUUAG